AUGGGGCGUGUUUUUGGCCUCCUGCUGUCACUGCAGCCAUGGAAUGAGUGCAGGAAAAUUUGGUCACUUCUGCGCAGUGGGAAGUUUUCCUGUCCCACCACCAAGGAGCCCUUCAGGAGCCCGAAUAGCAAAGGAGACCUCAACAAGUGCAUGAUGUGCCAAAGGCUGCUGGAAAGAGACUCAAACAAAGGGAGUGGUGGAGAGGUGGACAGGAAUGUGAACUCCUUGGGAAAGGAUGACUGUCGGGAGUUUCGGGAUCUGUUCAAGAAAGGGAAACUUUCCUGCACCAGGGAAAAUGACCCUGUCCGGGAUGCCUCUGGGAAGCAGCACAGCAAUAAGUGCAUCAUGUGUGCAGAGAAGUUCAAAAGGGAGAAUGAGCGGAAGUUAUCUAAAAACAGACAAGGAAAAGAUAAGGGGCAAGUUAACACAGUUUCUGUGCAGCAAUUUUGAACAAGGAACAAAUUAAUGAUCCACUCUCC
This is a messenger RNA of Manacus vitellinus (golden-collared manakin), 479 nucleotides long. RefSeq names its product serine protease inhibitor Kazal-type 5-like. Bases 1 to 450 code for a protein of 149 amino acids. The transcript has 6 exons. The record is from RefSeq and is a predicted model, not a curated record. NCBI's taxonomy places the organism in Eukaryota, Metazoa, Chordata, Aves, Passeriformes, Pipridae. Gene Ontology annotation, molecular function: protein binding.